AUAGGGUUUGAAGCUCCAUUUUUGAAUUAAGGAAAAACAUGGACCAAUUAUAUUGCCACGCGCUAUAUCCCUCCAUUCAGAUAAACCUGCUUUCUAGGGGGUCUCGAUGCACAUCUAGUUAUGCAAAUGUUGAUAAAUACCACCGCAGAAUUUAUAUCAUUGAAGACUCAGUAAAUUACAGAGACUGCAAUAACACUAUUAUCACAUAACUGAUCAAUAUACAAUGUUUACUUCGAAAUAAUAGCUUCUGUAUAUCUCUAUGUCCAAACAAAUUGUUCUCAUUUUCUGCUCAAGGUUGGCUACCACAUUUAUUUGAAAAGUAAUACAAGUUGGUUCUAAGAAGUUUUAUUAAAGACGUCAUAAAAGUCUGUGCAAAUCGCAGAGAGAGUCUGCGAAGCACAACGCGGCGGUAUCGGGUAACAAAAAACAAGAGCAAAGUUAAAUAACUCAUGAAAGCAGCUCCGUACGAUGAAAAUAAAAUACAAUUUCAUCUUAGUUCGCUCGUAAAAACCGUUCAACGGUUUAACCGACGAAGUGAAUCGUCAGCUUUUUUCGAGAAGGGAUAAUGUCAUAAUUAAAAUGAAUAAUAUGUUCGCGACACUGUUCUUGUUUCUCGUCUAAGAGAUUACGGUUGGGUACAGAAGGGACUCUACGUCACUUCCUGAGGAACACGGUCACGAGAAAUUGCGGUCUACGAAAGAACUCGAUAAAGCCGCAAACCGCACGAUUGUCCUUGAUAACCGGGUAAUGUAUUUCAGUGAAAUACUUUCCAUUUGUCAUCUCCGUCGAAAGGGAUAACUACGUUAUUUCCGUGAGAAGCUUAUUUUGCAAGUGUCAUUUAUCCAUUCGCGGAAACCAACAUUUUAUUUACAAUAAUAUUCUACGAAUUGUACAAAUAUUUACGAAAUAAGCAACUACAUUGUUCACAAAUAAAAAGGAAUUUUUUAUCCAGUAACAAUUUGUUAUGAUAUUAACUUCGACCUAUACUGCAUAACACAAAAUCAGCACACUGUAUUGAAAUGUUAAUAACAUACACAUUUAACAACUUUAUAAUUUAUUAUUACAGUUGAGAUGUCUUUAGAGUCCAAAAUAUUUCAGAAAAUGUAAAAUAAAAUCAUCGAUUGCACCUGAAAGUUAAAGAUGUAAACAGAAAGUUAGUAGAGAAGAUUGGCAUGUGUUCAGACAGUAUACAAUACAGCAGGAUUUUAUUAAUUCCGAAGACGCAUAUUGAGUGUUCGAAUAAAGAGAAGACAAAGGAGACAAGUUUCCAUGUAACCCUUCAUCUUCUCCCUCCAAUUAUCGAAACGCGACUUUGAUGGCAUUUCAAUCGCCACGGCGCCUGUAUUACGCGAAGCACGAAGAAUCUUUCGUGUUAAGAAGGGUUCGCACGCGCCCUUUGUUCGUCGAUGCGUACACGCGCUUCGUUUGCAUAAAACGCGUGGAUGACUCAGUGUCGCCUUGCGUUGUAUAGUGUGAGCAUAACGCAAUGAACGCACCUGCUUUAAAUUCAUUGGCGUAACUAUUAUAGAUAGGAACUGGGGUGGUCCCCACUUCACGCGCUUAAAAAUAUGGACCUCCCCAUUUGGCUUAAAUUAGGUUAUUUAGCUUGCUAAUAAAAUAUACUUUAUACUUAGUAAUAGGAAAAUACAAAAAUUUAAAAAAUUAUGAAGGUUCAAAUUAUCAAGUAUGUAAAUUCUCAACUCCCAAAAUAUUCAAUUUCUAAGUUCUAACUUCUUGGAAUUUUAAAUUCCUAAACUUCUACAUUCUCACUUUGCUAAGUUCUCAAAUUUCUGGAACCUCAAUUGCAAGAUUUCCAAAACCCUGAUUUCCAAAAUUCCUCUUAAUUUAGUGUGUACCUGUCGAUAGACGUAGAGUCUAUCAAACAUCCAGCAAAAAAUUCGCGUUACGCCAGUGUAUAUCCUUUCUUCCGGCCCGUGAAUUUUCUAACGCGCCUGCAAGCCGUGGUCAUCGGCAUUAGACAGUCGAUAUUCCCGCCUCGUGCGACCGGAACAAUGAAAAUCCAGUGGAAUACAAUGCGAGUCACGGCGGCCAUGCGGACACGCGGCCUCGCCUGUAUGUGUCUCAGAAUGUCUCACACAAAGACGAAAAGGCGGAAACAUCGGAGACGAUAAUAACAGAAAGAAAAGGAAUCAAUAGCCAAGAAUCAAAAAGGAGAAAAGAAAGGAGUAGCAAAGGAAUCGACGAUAAAGCAAAGGGCAGAGCAACGUGCACGCAUGAUUUACGUGCAUGGACGAUCGGCUGCAUAAUUUAUCGACGGAUCGAGGGCGCAUGCGCCGUUGCCCCGUACGCGAUUACGCAUGCGCCGUUGCCUCGUACACGAUUACGCAUGCGCACUGACCAAGAAUACGCAGCCUCUGCGCAAUCGAUCACUGUCCACCUCGACCGAUGACGUUAAUGAGGACGAUCGGUACUUAGCGAUACUUUAACCUGAGCCAUUGCGGCCGAUUACGUGUGCCGUUUGUUUGUGCAACGGAGAAAUCAUCUAUCGUAGCAUUUUCAGUUCAAAUAAUGACCACCGAUCGAUAAAGAUCCGCAACUGUGUCCGGGAAUUAAAACGAAUCCGGAAAAUGUUAUCUCGUUUCGUACAACCGUCAACAAAUAAAUCGACGUGCACCUCUUCGCAGAAUAAAUCGCACGCGAUCUUUAUUUGUUUAGCAGUCGCGAAUGAGACGUAUGUACGCGCAGGAACGGUCGUCGAAAAACACGGGAGGAAACCACGAUCGAUCAAUGUCAUUCUACAUGAUCACACGGAUGAGCAUGAUUGGCACACCAGUUCACCGCGGUAGCUGUUUCAAACGUUCACGAGGGAGAAAUAAUCUGUUUACCGGAAAGAAUUAUGGCGAGGCGUGAGCUUUCGCACGGAAGUGGUCAUUGAACGACAGACGUUCGUUUAAUGGCCUUGCGACGGCGACAGAAUGCAAGUAGUAAUUGAACACCGUGCUGAAGCGGGUAUCAAUCCUGCGGUUCGUUCAUCAAAGAUUAUUUUACACUUCGCUAUAUAUUGCCGUUUGUAGGUGGACAUGUGCUAGAGGGGAGCUGUGUGCGAGGAGUGAGGACAGUUUUAUGGAGAGAAGAGUUGAGGGAUUUGGGGAUUUGGAGAGGUGGAAAUUGGAGAAUUUGAAUUUUUAGGGAUUUGGGAUUGGGGGAU
Messenger RNA from Megachile rotundata (alfalfa leafcutting bee), 3169 nucleotides. RefSeq lists its product as uncharacterized. Lineage: Eukaryota; Metazoa; Arthropoda; Insecta; Hymenoptera; Megachilidae. The record is from RefSeq and is a predicted model, not a curated record.